AUGACGCUACAGCACAGCUUGCUACCUCAGCUCCAAAGGAGCCGCCGCCUUGGGAUCUUAAUCGCUCUGGUUGUCUUUCAAAGUGUGACGGUCCUGUUGCACAAACAGACGUCCGUUUUGCAUCCGCCAGUUCCUCGAGACUUGUCCGAUCCCUUUGUAUUGGCCUCGGAACCUAACGGACAAGAAGAUCUUGAGCCAAUGUCCCGCAUUUUUCUAGAGGGAAGAGCAACCUAUACUAGCGAAUGCAGAAGGUUCAAGUUGACCAACAUCACCUGGGGUCAAUCGGUCGCUCCUUUCGUUGACAAAGUCGGAGCCAAAGUAUUGGUAGAGCAAAUGGGAACUUCCGUCAAGAUUGUUCCCACCAUUGCAGUCUACGACACGGCCAAUAUAUCAGACUUUGACGCCAUGUACAUGAAGGCCUUGCCAGACUCAAUCAUCAAACCAGCUCACGCCACCGGAUGGACCGCACAAGUCCAAAACAAGAGCUACGUUUGCUUCAAAGGUUGCAAGCAAGAAACACACAAGUUCCAAUCCUGGCUCGGAGAGCCUUCGGAAAUCGAACAGGCGCACAAAGUCGCAAAGAAGGUAAUGCAGUAUACCCUUUCCGACGUUCCCAGCCCCGAGUUUCAAAAGAAAGAACCCCAGUAUGGGUUUGUUCCUCGUCGGGUCCUCAUCGAACACCGACUGCCCGUAGAACGCAUGAAGGAAUACCACUGGUGGAUUGCCAACGGACAACCAGUUUUUGUCUGUAUCCGAUGUGAUGAAGGGCGGACGAAACGUGGAUCCUACUAUUCUUCCGCCUUUCAAAAGCUGGAAAUCACCAGUAUCUUGGAACCUUGCCAGCAUUUGUCACGGCCCAAGACUUGGGAAAAGAUGAUUUCCAUUGUGAAAAAUAUGGGUGAGCACGUUCCUGGGGUAGCGUGCAUCGAUCUCUACGCCGACGAUUUGGAUGUCUACUUCUCCGAAAUCACUUUCACACGAGGUAAAUGCCGAACAUACUUCCAACCGCUCGUGGCCGAUGCCCUCUUAUACGCAAUGAGCAACGAUAUCCUCGCUGCCAAAAGCAUCACCGCUGACUACGUCGAGAAAACAGUUGCCGAUCGAUCGUGGGUUCACGUUUCGUUCGACCUCGGCGAGCCUCUUCUUAGCACUAACAAGGUUGUCAACGCAACAGGAUUUCCGUCGGGGCCUGAUCUUUGUCGAAACCAAGCAACUGCCAAUUCCUCCGUCUGCGACCACACCAUAGAUUCAGUUGCGAGCUGGGACUUGCAUUGUGUUAUCAGCAAGGAGAACGCUUUAACAGCGGUGGGUCAAUCAAAAAUUCGGACAAUCGGUCGUAUCGUUCAGAAGAUUGACUGGCUGUUGGUUCUUGGUCUGGUAGUGUUACUAGUGCUUGUCAAGUUUGGACACAAGACACGGCAACUUGACCGACCAGGGCCUCAAGUCUUUCAUUGCUUCCUUUAUUUGGCUGCAGUUGCGGUAUUCAAGACCUUUCAAACCCAUUCUGCAGGCCUUCUAUCACCGAGACCAAUCUGGUACACUGUAGUCGAAAGUUACCAAACUUUCAAAAUUGUCCAUCCUGUGACAUCCCCGGCAAUUGCAUUAUCGCAUUUUGCGACUUACUGGAUUUCCGUCAGCGCAUUCUUUUCCAAAAGAUUGACUACAAUGUUGAUUCUUUGGUGCCUGUAUGAAGUCUGUACAGCUUUUGUAAACGAAUACUUUCACUUUGGUGAGGAGGACGAUUCGGUGAGAUGCAUGCGAGUUUCGUUCAUUCUUUACACCAAAGAAUACGCUAUCAAUGACGUCGUGAGGGUCUACUUGCUGCCGCCUCUCUUUGUGUAUGGGUAUCUGUUGCCCAAGAUGAUGCUCUAUUGGUUUGGUCCCCAUGGUUGCGCAACCUGGACACUGACCAGAUUGGGAUUGGCUGCAAGAGUGUUGAGUUUGUAUGGUGUUCAUGCCCCUCACGCUGACCACAAUGGAGGCGCGCUCGGCACCGCCAACGCAAAUCACGGCGGUGGCAAGUACAGCGCAGGAUUCUUCCAGACGCCGAGGGUCACUGACACGGGCCUGCAUGGCGCCACUAGACGCGACGGCACCGGAGGCAACCAAGGAUACUUCCCAACAAACGUCAACCACAGCAAGACUUUGUAA
Phaeodactylum tricornutum CCAP 1055/1 is the source of this 2151-nucleotide messenger RNA. RefSeq lists its product with no specific name. The coding region runs from base 1 to 2151 and encodes 716 amino acids. The record is from RefSeq and is a predicted model, not a curated record. The transcript has 2 exons. Lineage: Eukaryota; Bacillariophyta; Bacillariophyceae; Surirellales; Neidiaceae.